UAAAGAUGGCGUUGCUAAUGAAAUGUGCGCAGGGUCCUCGUUUGAUUCGGAUUCACCAGCAUGAAGGAAUCGAGGGUGCAGCCUACAGGUUUAAUAUAUUAGAAGCAGGUGGUGACAGAUUUAUCAAAGUGAUCAAUUUCUGUUGGUCAGUCUCCUAUUGGACCUCACCGGUGUUGCUCACCAUUCUAUACAGAAGGGGUUAUUUCAGUACAGAAGGCCUGAUCAGCAUUCUCAAGUUUAUCAUCGCUGUUGGAGUGGUCUACUUCGGUGCUUUCUGUGCCAGAGGUAUUGGAAGAUUCACGAACCAGGAUUACAUUAGUUUCAUAUCAGUCCUGACUGAUGCACAGAAAGCAUACACUUUUCCCAACAAGAGAGCUUUGAUGAAGUAUGACUUUGAAUUUUGGGCGUGGCCUGCAGAUUUCCGAAUGGCAGAUUUAAACACUGGAGAUUCAAAGAAAGUGAAGCAACAGGUUUCCAGGUCAUCAAAGUACGAGACAUCUUUGAAGACCCUGCCAUGCAGUAUUAUCAGUUACAUUUUUGCACACACGAUUGGCCGGCGGAUGGUAUAUCCAGGAGGGACGUCACUUAUGAAUGCUAUUGUUGGUGAUUCUCUGGGUCAAGCUCGAGCUAAACUGGUUGAAGAGAAAGAUGGUUUACGUUCCAAAGUUGUGACAGAGGACAAUAAUGCCAUUGACACAAUGUUUCUGGAUAGAAGAGGAAAGAUUGAUGACAAUGGGAGCACUCUUGUGAUAUGUUGUGAAGGAAAUGCUGGUUUCUAUGAGAUCGGUUGCUGUAGCACGCCAAUGGAUCUUGGCUAUUCUGUGUUGGGAUGGAAUCAUCCAGGUUUUGGGGGAAGCUCGGGCGAGGCCUUCCCCGACCAGGAACAGAAUGCGGUCGAUGCAGUGAUGCAGUACGCCAUAAACAGACUGGGAUUCCAGCCAGAGAACAUUGUCCUGUUUGCAUGGUCUAUAGGAGGCUACACUGCCUCGUGGGCUGCCAUGAACUACCCUGACAUAAAGUACAUGAUAUUAGAUGCUACAUUUGAUGAUAUCAUUCCACUUGCUAUUUCAAAGAUGCCUAAUGCAUUGAAAGGUAUUGUAGUCUUGACAUUGAGAACAUACCUGAAUUUAAAUAUAGCAGAACAUGUAACCAGGUAUGAUGGUCCUUUGUUGUUGAUACGACGAUCCAAGGAUGAAAUUAUUACCACAGAAUCUGCACCAGGUGUUCCUCCUGCGGUGCAUAGCAACAGAGGGAAUUUCCUUUUGAAGAAAGUUCUUCAACACAGAUAUCCUCACAUUGCGGAUUCAUCAACAAUGUCAGUUUUGGAGCAGUGGCUGGAACGAGAACCUCCACAACAAAGAAAACUACUUGACCAGUACAAUGUGGAUGCUGAUUUCUGCUUAGCAGCUUUGAAGUCAUAUAGUGAACAAGAUUCGCCGAGGUUUCCAAUGUUAAUAGGAGAUGACUGGAGUCAGGUUGAAAAGAACAAAAUGAUUUUGUAUUUGGCCUCGCGCUACAUGGAAGACUUUGAUUCCACACACUGCACCCCGCUUCCUCCGCAGUUCUUUAAGAAACCUUGGAAUCUGACAAUGGAUGGAUCCCAGUGAAUGAACCAGCAUGUACAUUGUGAUACUCGACGUCGGGCGUGGCGCGUGACAUUUCCACUAACAGUUUUAUGUGUGGCUUCAGAGUCUGAACAUAAUAAUCUUUGUGUUGUGUAACCGUUAUUGUUCAUAUCAAAAUCAUGAGAACUGUAAUAUCAGUUUGUUUUAUAUUUGUAAUUUGAGUUACAGAUAAAAACUUGUGUUUAUUGAAAAAGAAGAAUUUGUGGUAUGCAUUUGCUACAGCUUUUAGAGCCCAAUGGCAAUUACAAAUUAUUGAAAUUAAGAAAACAAAACAGACAAAAAUGUCAAAAAUAAUAUACUCAAAAAUCUAUAGCACAGGACUGGGAAUUCUCCUCAGAUCAGUUGUUUUCCUCUAAUGGAACAUUGUGUUUCCUCGCAUUUUAAUCGUCCUUUCCUCCAAAAUGUGUCAGAUGGCACAGAUUUUAAUCUAGGAUUUCAAGAAUUUCCGGGAUCCCUCUAGAUUUCCUCUUUUACAGUUCACCAAUUCCCACCCACCCAACCCCCCCACCUGAUAGUACUACUACUACUGAAAACUAAAUUUUUCAAUACAAUAACUUAGGUUAAAUAAUGAACAUUAAUCAAACCACUUUACCAUCCACACAACUAUUUUCUCUUCAGGUUUCAAAUUCUUUAUACAUGUAUGUGUAAAAUGAAAUAGUUUAGUUUUCACAUUGAAAGUAUGAAACUCGUAUUUUCAGUGCUUUGAAACCUUUUCACAAGUCCACUGCUCCACUGUGCCUAGUGUAGGAAUGUAAAGUUUCAUUGAUAAAUAUCCAAAUCAGGUGACCACCACAUGAUGUCAUAAGCUAAAUGAUGUCAUAAGCUAAAUGAUGUCAUUUCAGUAAACAGUGUCAUCAAAGGUCUGUGCAUUCCCAUGUCUUAUUUAUUAAAUUUGGAAGUAAAUCUGUUCAAUUUUUGUUUAUUGAUAUGUGAUGUAUUAAACUGAAUAUUACCGGUAUACGCAUUCCUGAAAGAAACCAUUGAUAUUACUUCUGUGUUUUUGGUCAUACAUCACUCGCUUUUACUUGUGAUGUACAGUUGAAAACACACUUGUAAUAUGAAUGGUCCCAUAUCGGAACUCUGUUAAUAUUCUCUAUAUAUAAAGAUAUUUAUUUUCAACGUGGGAUCUCAAAAUAAAAGACUUAUAUGAAUGAAAUAAUUUCGGUUUGAGAUGGUUUUUGUGUUAUUACUAUGUAAUAUUGAUAGUAUUUUAUUUUACCUUGUUUUUUGCUUGUUGUAAUUGUCAAAUCUUUGUAAACAAAGGUUACUGUUCUAUACUUACACUGAUCAGAGAUUACAGUAGCGAUAUUUAA
Molecule: messenger RNA, 2938 nt
Organism: Gigantopelta aegis
Lineage: Eukaryota; Metazoa; Mollusca; Gastropoda; Neomphalida; Peltospiridae
Product: phosphatidylserine lipase ABHD16A-like
Exons: 20
Coding region: 6-1607 (533 amino acids)
Biological process (GO): phosphatidylserine catabolic process; monoacylglycerol catabolic process
Cellular component (GO): endomembrane system
Molecular function (GO): glycerophospholipase activity; monoacylglycerol lipase activity
Source: RefSeq, a predicted model, not a curated record